Calidris pugnax (ruff) is the source of this 7682-nucleotide messenger RNA. RefSeq names its product plexin C1 (gene PLXNC1). Gene Ontology annotation, cellular component: semaphorin receptor complex. The record is from RefSeq and is a predicted model, not a curated record. The transcript has 32 exons. The coding region runs from base 1 to 4530 and encodes 1509 amino acids. Gene Ontology annotation, biological process: semaphorin-plexin signaling pathway involved in axon guidance; regulation of cell migration; regulation of GTPase activity. Gene Ontology annotation, molecular function: semaphorin receptor activity; protein binding. Lineage: Eukaryota; Metazoa; Chordata; Aves; Charadriiformes; Scolopacidae.
AUGGGGCGGCUGCCCCGGCCGGUGGCCGGGCGAGGUGGCCCGCCCGAGGCCAGGCGGUUCUCGCCCCCCCCUCCCCGCCCCAGCUUCGAGCUGCCGGGGGCCCCCAUCGACAACAUCGAGGUGAGCGGCGGCGGCGUGCUGGUGGCGGGCGGCAGCUGCGUCUACGAGCUGGGGCCCGAGCUGGGGCUCCGCCGCCGUGUGAUGCCGGCGACGGAGGAGCAGGGCUGCGGGGAGCCCCCCGACGUCCGCAGCAACCUGCUGCUGGCCUACGAGGAGUCCCGCGGGGUGGGCGUCGUGCUGACCGGCUGGACCCAGACGAACGGCCACUGCGAGGUGUGGGAGCAACCGACCUACCACCUGCGCGUCAACCGCAGCGAGGUGGUCAGCUGCCUGCCCGAUGGCUCCACCGCCGGCGUCGUCUUCCAGGUGGCCAACGUCUGGUACCUGGCGUUGGCGGCCACCUACUCGGCCCUCCCCUACAGGAGCCGUCUGAAGUGCGAGCCCUCCCAGUCGGACGAGGCGACCGUCAUCACGGUGCGCAGAGUGGUCGACCUGUUGACCAAGGAGGAUCUGGGCAUCAUCAAGCGCAAGAACGAGCCUUUGCACUUCGUCGACGCGCUCCAGUGGGGGGAUCACUUCUUCUUUCCCUACUACAAGUUGAAGGCCAGGGAGGCCAACAACACGGAGCCACCGAGCAUGGCUGUCCUGCACCAGCUGCACAGCCCCUCGGAGGGUGGCCUUACUUUGAAAGGGCACGUGUAUUUGGAGUGCGGGUGCAGGGGCCUCAUCGUUUCCUCCAGCCUUGUCCGCCAGGGUGAACGGGGCUGGUGGGUGGGUGUUUUCCGCCACAGUCGCGACCCUGAGGCCUUGAACGACAAGGCCUGGAACGACACCGCCGUCUGCAUCUUUGGGAUGGAGGAGGUGAAGAAGCAAGCCUGUGCGUUGUCGCACUUCGACGUGGUCGGGAAGAGCUGCGAGGCACAAUCAAUCAAGAAAUUACCUACCUUGAUUCACUCUGGAUUGGUGGUUGUUUAUGGCACAGUUGUUUUGAAUCAGAUAGUUCUCUUUUUGGGGACAGAUGAUGGACAGUUACUGAAGACUGUUCUUAAUAAGCAUAUGGAAUCCAGUUGCCCAGAGAUUUUAUAUGAAAUUGAGGAAGAAACGUCCAUUUUCCCCAAGCUUCGACUUGAUCCAGUAGACAAUAACUACAUCUAUUUGUCCUCUGCCAAUAAGGUGAGAAGAAUACCAGUUGCAAAUUGUGGUAGAUAUGUUUCCGAGCAAGAAUGCUUAUCUGCAAAGGAUCCCUACUGCGGGUGGUGUUCUUUCAAUCAAAGGUGCACGUUAAAAGAAAAUUGUGCACGUUCAAACAGCGUAAAGGAUUGGUAUAACAUUUCACAUGCACCUGAUAAAGAUCUGGAAAUCCUGCUAAGUUUCCCUGGCAAAAAUCAGGUUGCUGUGGCUGCAAGCAUAAGAAAAAUUCUUACUUUCUGUGUGAUAAAAAUUGUAAAACCUGUGGAAGUAUUUUAUGAAAAUGUAGUGCUGCAAAACUCAUCUUGUUUCUGCAAUCUAACUACUGCAGAGAUAACGGAUGAUGAUUGUCUAGUUCUUGAAGCAUCACUGUCCUCAAGCUCAUGGAAUCUCACACAAACAUUUCAGUUGAAAAACUGCUCACAGUGUAUACACAAGCAUGAGUGUGCCAGCUGUAAAUGGAUGCGUGUCUCUCCUGCCACCACCUGCCAGGAUAGUUGUAAUGCAACUGCUUCCAAGGAGGUUGCCGCUGCACAGAAAACAGAGCGUAUCAGCAUUCAUUCCAUUGAACCUUUGUGGAUUUCUACAUUAGGCAAAAGUGAAGUAACAGUCAAAGGAGAAAACUUUACACGUGCAUCAGGCAUAAAAAUGAUACUGACUGGAAUGACUGGCUGUAAACCAGAAAUCAUUAAAGUUAGAAAUGUGCUAAAUGACACACAAAUGACAUUUGCUCUCCCACCAACACGUAAAGAGGCCAAAAGUAUAUGUAUACAGGCUAAUGGGAAAAAAUGUUCACCGCCAAUGACUCUACAUUAUGUUUCAGUACCAUUAUGUUUUGGAAUCACACCAAAUACCUCCUGGAUCAGUGGUGGUCGCAAAAUUACUACAAUUGGUAGAAAUUUUAAGGUGGUGGACCGUGUGAUUAUUUCAGAUGACCAGAGAUCAAACCUCACCGUCUCUAGGUAUCCUGGAAAUGAAUCUGAAUAUCAUUACUUAACGCCAAGCCUGAGCCAUGCAACAGAGGGCAAAGUUGUUGAUCUGAUGUUAAAAGUGGAAACUACCUUUAUACCAUGCUUCAGAUUACGCUAUCAUCCUGACCCAGUGUUCAUUAACUACCAGCUCCACACUGAGUUGGAUCCUGAUCUGGAAUUAAAAAUAUAUAAAGAAAAUGACAACCUGAAUAUUUCUAAAACUGAGGUAGAGGUUUAUCUGUCAUAUAUGAAUGGUGCACAGACCAAAAAGAUAUGGUUCAGCGUCCAAAAUAUUACCAAAAAACCAGACCGUAGUACCAUACUGUGCAAAUUCAAAAGGGAAGCAACAGACAAGAUUGACUUUUCCACGGUGAAAGUUUUUGUCAAAUUAGGAAAUUUUGAGCAUGAAGUCAAACCAACAUCGUCACACAUAUAUUUAUAUGUUCUUAUUUUGCUACCAAUUAUAGUGGGUGUCAUUAUAGUGGCAUUUGUAGUUACUAGAUACAAAUCCAAAGAGUUAACUCGUAAACAGAGUCAGCAACUUGAACUGCUGGAAUAUGAGAUUCGGAAGGAAAUACGUGAAGGAUUUGCUGAGCUGCAGAUGGAUGAAUUAGAUGUGGUGGAUAGUUUUGGAACUGUUCCCUUCCUUGACUACAAACACUUUGCUCUUAGAACUUUCUUUCCAGAGUCAGGAGGCUUUGCAUCCAUCUUCAGUGAAGACAUGCCACAGAGCAGAGACCAAACGAGCAAGGAUGAAAGCUUCAACAUGUUGCAUGCUUUAAUUUGUAACAAGAACUUUCUUGUUACUCUCAUUCACACCCUUGAAAAGCAGAAAAAUUUCACUGUGAAAGACAGGUGCUUGUUUGCAUCCUUCUUGACUAUUGCACUACAAACUAAGCUAGUUUAUCUAACCCAUAUUUUGGAAGUGUUGACAAAGGACUUGAUGGAGCAAUCGAGCAAUGUACAGCCUAAGCUCCUGCUCAGGCGAACCGAAUCUGUGGUAGAAAAAUUGCUAACAAACUGGAUGUCUGUCUGCCUUUCUGGAUUUCUCCGGGAGACAAUUGGUGAACCUUUCUAUUUGCUAGUGACAACCCUCAAUCAGAGGAUAAACAAAGGACCUGUCGACGCAAUAACUUGCAAAGCCCUGUACACGCUUAACGAAGACUGGCUGCUGUGGCAAGUGUCUGAAUUCAAAACAGUGACAGUGAAUGUUAUCUUUGAAAAAAUCCCAGAAAAUGAGAGUGGAGAUGCCUGUCAGACUAUCCAAGUUAAUGUUCUGGACUGCGACACCAUAGGCCAAGCCAAAGAGAAGAGCCUUCAGGCUUUCCUUCAUAAGAAUGGCUUUCCUUAUGGUCUUCAGCUGGAUGAGAUUGGUCUUGAACUUGUGUCUGAGGAGCAGCAAAGAGAAUUGUUGGAUAUUGAUGGAUCCUCAGAAGUGAUGGAGGAUGGGAUAAGGAGGCUAAAUACCAUCAGCCAUUAUGAGAUUUCAAAUGGAGCAACCAUAAAAGUCUUUAAAAAGAAGACAAGUACCCGAUCAGAUGUGGACUACUCAGAUGAACACUGUCAUUUGAUUUUACCAGAUUCUGAAGCAAACAAAGACGUGAAAGGAGCAGGUCACAAAGGAAAGCAAAAAUUCAAAGUGAAAGAAAUGUAUCUGACAAAGCUUCUGUCAACCAAGGUUGCAAUUCAUUCAGUUGUUGAAAAGCUCUUCAAGAGCAUUUGGAGUUUACCCAACAAUAAAGCGCCUGUUGCCAUCAAGUACUUUUUUGACUUUCUGGAUGCCCAGGCUGAGAGCAAAAAAAUUACUGACCCUGAUGUGGUGCAUAUAUGGAAAACCAACAGUCUUCCUCUUCGCUUCUGGGUGAACAUACUGAAGAAUCCCCAGUUUGUCUUUGAUAUUAAGAAGACUUCACAUAUAGAUGGCUGUUUGUCUGUAAUCGCACAAGCUUUCAUGGAUGCCUUUUCUCUAGCAGAACAGACACUGGGGAAGGAAGCACCAACAAAUAAACUUCUCUACGCUAAGGACAUUCCACUCUACAAGAAGGAGGUGAAAGCAUACUAUAAAGCCAUCAGGGAUCUGCCUCCUUUGACCACUGCAGAGGUUGAAGAAUUUCUAACUCAGGAAUCUAAGAAACAUGAAAAUGAAUUUAAUGAGAAAGUGGCCUUGAUUGAAAUCCACAGAUACAUAGUGAAAUACUAUGAUGAGAUUGUCAGCAAACUCGAGCGAGAACGGGGGUUUGAAGAAGUCCAGAAACAGCUCCAGCAAGUAAAAGCCUUAUUUGAUGAAAAGAAAAAAUGCAAAUGGCUUUGAGCAGAGCACUGGCUCACAGCGUCACUGUGGGGGAUUUUAAAUAAGCGCUACUGCUCCCAAAACUGUUCUGACUGACUAUAUGUACAGGGUUUGAAACAUUUGGACACUCUUCUCCACUCUGACCCUUCCAAGUAAUAUCUACGUUUGGGAAUGAAGCACGGGCAGGGUAAUGUAUUCAAACGUGGGCACGUGAAAGCGAAAGUGAGUCUAAUGUUGGCAGGGCCAGCAUUUUUUAGGUACUUUGAACACACAUACCUUUUGGUUCAAAAACAUGGCCUGCGUAAGCUUUCUGCUUACUUGAAAGCGAGCUCGUAGGAGAUGCACAAAGCACACUGCAAGUUCAGGGUGCCCGUGUGAACUUGUAAGUUCCUACUUGUAAGUAGCUUUUUUUUUCUGAAGAGAGAAAGCUGAUGUUGCCCCACAUCCUUUCAGCAGCCUUUGCAAACUGUCUGGAUGAGCUCCGGCUGCAGAAUACGGGUCAGCUGCAGUUUCCUACCUUCCAGACAAAUGUACACUGGUUCCUGUUUGGAGAAAAGGAGAAAAAAAAAAAACAAAAAAACAGCACCAAAGUGACACUUAGGACAAGUGUGUUUAAGGAGCAAAAGUGGCUCUGAGGUUUGAAGGCCAAAUGUCACAUGGCAGGACUUCUCUUCCUUAGGUUAGAAAUUCCACAUGCAAAGAGAGGCCGACCACUGAGCAGGGGGGAGGGAGGCUUUUGGAGGAAGGCCCUAGAGCGCCAGGGGUCCGUGUUUACACUUGUACCUUUCCAUCCAUGAAGCUGUGAAACGCUCCUGAGCAGCUUCACACGUGAAGCCUCCGGUGCAGCUGCUCCGCCUGGGCCCAGUGCUGUGGUGUGAUGGAGCAGCUGACCAUGGCUGCCCUUCCCAGCACAAACCUGUGCUGGGGUGCAGGAUGGGCCCGGCCAGCCCCGGACCAGGGACUCACAAACCUAAAGCCAGCAGAUACUGUUUUUCUUUCCAGGUUGUCCACACAAAGGCUGUGUCUAAAGAGGGUAAGAGCAGGAGGGCUGGGGUUGUCUCUGUACGAGACACGGAUACACAGGUGGUGGCUGGGGAGGGGGUAACUCUCUGCCUUAGUCCUGCUGGGCUGGUUUUUGGGGCUUGGCCUUUUUCAGAGGAGGGCGGCCAUGACAUUUGCAUUGGUGGCUAAAGUUAGCCUGGCUGGAAAGCAGGUGCGUGGCCACGCUGCUGAGAAGAGGCUGGUGCAGUGGCGACUGUGCAAAGCCGUGGAGGAACGGCGGUGGCUUUGGCUCGGCUACCGCACCGGCACCGUCCUACCUCCCACUGCACACCUGAGAGCUUCUGUUGCCGUGGGCUCGGCGCCAGUCACGUGGAGGCACUUCCUGAGGCUCCCUUAGACUUGAGGUAAGAUGUCGAUGAGAUGGUGAUAGGUUUCCAGAGGAACCCAUGGCGUAGCAGAGUGGCCCACAGGCGAGGGAAGAGCUGUCCCUCCCCGGGGCAGUGGUGAGGAUGCCCCAGGCUGUGGGUGGCACAGACAGCCCAGAGUUUAGUGCAGAGAGCCUGUGCUGGGGCUGUGACCAGCCAGAGGCUCCCUGGCAGCCCCCGAGGCUGCAGUCCUAAAGCUGGCAGGUCUGGCUGCAGUGGCUGCCAGAAGCAGGUACCAGGCACAGUCCCCCAGCACCGGUGAACAUUAACCACGCUUUGGCCACCUCUUCAUGUGGGGCCAGCAAACACAGGAAGACGUUGCCUACUGGUCUGCCCCCCCUCCCCACCACGCGAUUGCACAAGUUGUCCCUCCUGCGGCUCGGUGAGGGCAGCCACCAACCCAUACUGUGAUGGCUUUUUGUUGUUGUUGUUGUUUUUAAUUCAAGUCUUACACUUGCUAUUAAGUUUACACUUUAUACUUGAUGGAAUGUAUGGCUUUGUUCAGGAAACUGCACUACAGUGUUGCAGUACUUUCAGUAGUUCUAGUCUCUGCCUGGCACAAUAAAUUGGUGGUAAGUUUAGUUUUAACUGGGGAAAUAAGACCCACCCCAACCCUAACCUUGUCUUACCCUCCAUCCUAAAGGAGUGGUCCAUGGCUUGAGUAGCACUUAAGCUUAGAAUACCUGUACUUAAGGGCUUGAUUUUUAUCAUUCUUAAUCUAACCUUUUAAAGCAGCAUCAAUUAAAUAGAGAAAAAAAAAGCACAGUAAUUAAUGUGAAAGGAGGGGCAUGAGCACAUCACUCUUUCCAGUUAGACGUCUCAGCAGUUCCACUCCAGUUCAGGUGUUUGCUGGCAGUGCAUUUGAAUGAACUGUGAUAGUUUUGGUCAACAGUAACCUUCUGUACAGGCAGAAAAAACAAAAAACCCCAACAUUUCUGCUUUAAAAAAAAAAAAAAAAAAGCUGUAAAAUAUAAUCUGUUUACGUGGGUCUGAUCCUGUGAACUUCACUAUAUGUGUUUAUAUGAUGAGGAAACGAAAACCAGUCCUAUUCUGUAUUUGUACUACUGCUUGUUUGCUACAAUAGCUUUAAUGAUUUCUAGAGAUUAAGUAUGUGUUGAAGCAGGCCCUGUAGCUUUUUAGCCGAGGGCCUGGAAUAGGAUUCUUGCCUUUUAUUGAAGCCUCCUCAACAGCGUCACUCUGUUAGUAAACCAUUUUGAAGUCAUGCUGGGACUUUUGUAACCCGUGGAGUGGGUCUCACGAAGUGAUGUGAAGUAUAAUGAAGUGAUUGUGGCUCUUUUGGUAGGUUUGGGUCAGCACACACACACACACAAAAACCAAAUCCAUUGGCACAUCUUCCCUCUCUGCCAUUCGCUGUUAGUGGUACCCGGACAGAAACAAACAAACAAACAAAAGACCCACCUCUGACUAAAGCUGUGUUACAGCAGCCCGACAAUUCCAACAGCCUGCUCUGAAACAAAAAGCAAACUUCUCUUUUACCUGAUUUUUUCACAUGUUUACAGGCAAACUGCUAUGGCAAACAGCGUAUUUUCUAACACUAGCUUACAGAGCAUUAUUUUGCAGUCAUCUAGUUUGAAGUCAACUCCUACUAAUGUGUAAAGUAAUUCCUGUUGUACAGAAGUGAAUCUGUUGUUUAAAAAUGAAUGGUUUAAAAAAAAAAAGUGCAAAUGACAAAUACAUGUUGAUGUUUGUAUGGGUUUAUCUAGAAUAAAAUGCAUUUGGAGGUUA